GCAGUCAGUAUUCAUCUGGUAUCCACGCGGCGAGCAACCCUAUCCCGAUGGAAUUUCGCGGUGGAAACUUCGGUAUCGCGCCAGUUUAAACGGUGUCGCAGUUUAAAUUUAGAAAUUCAUCUCGACGAGGAAGAAACAUUUGGUGAUACUAGGAGGAAUAAUAGAAGUUCAAGGUGAAAGAAAAUUCAGUCGGUGGGUUGAGAGAACGCGCUUGCGUGAGGAUUCGUGUGUAUAUGUGUGUAAUGGUUGAGAAAGUUGUACGCGCACGAUGCAGCUGAUGACCUUCAACUCCCUGCUGAUGUUCGAUCUCGUGUUCCUGUUUUUCCUGUUCCUGGUCGGGGUCUCCUGCCUCGUGUAUUAUCUGCCCGCAACUCGAGCACAUGAUUUCGCGCCGUAUGAGAUCAUCACGGCGAGAACACCGCCGCGUUACGACUCGCCGAUCGACAAUGUUUAAGGAUGCAAACCGAUUUGAACGGAGGACCUGGUCUCGCUGUAGUAGCAGGAGACGUGCUUGCUCUGCGAGGAACAGGACUUGCCGCUGCCGAAACAUGGGCUCUUUUGUGUCAGGCAGCCCAGGCCCUCCAAGAUCUCUUUCUUUCAAACGGUGGUGUAGUGGGUGGUUCAAGAGCCGGGCCGGUGGUCACUCCUCACACAUUGGAAUUGACACCACGUGGUAGAGUUUUGCUGCAACUUGCGCCACCCGAAAGUGCACGGGCAUACCUGCCCCCGGAAUAUCGACCUGGUCGUGUAUACUCGGACACCGACUCGGAAAAGAUGUGGAUGUACUCGCUGGGAAGGGCAUUAUUGGACACGACCCCGAGAGUCGCGGCGCUGACAGGAACGGUUUCCGUUUCACCCUCGUCGGCACUCCAGUCCGUUUUAGCCGCCAUGACGGAACCUGAUCCACGGAGACGAGCUUCCUUGAUGAAUCUGCUCGACGUGAUCUCCGAGUACUGCCGCACCCGUUUACAGUCGAAGCCUUUCACUCACAUCGUGAUGGACAUGUACCGCGAGGUGGUCAAGUCCUCCCAGUACACAGCUCGAAAACGCAUGAUCACAUAUCAACACUUAAACCCUCCUCUUCGAAAUCAAUCCGAUCUCUCGGACCAGAAUCGUCGCCAGACCAAUUCUUAUUCCCACCACCAUCAUCCCCAACCACCACCCCAACAACCGGACUCCCUUCAAUCGAUCCACAAUCAGGCCAACAAAAAUCACAAUCAUCUUCAUCGUCAUCAUCAUCAUCAUCGCCAUCAUCAUAAUAAUCAAGAUCAACAGUAUCGAUCGAUGAAUCAUCAGUACAAUCACUCGAGCCAGCAUCGUUCUCCAGCCCGAUACCAGCCCCAUCAACACGCCCAACAAUUUCAAGAGGCGUCUCAACCAGCCGAAACACCCAAGGUACAUCACUACCAUCAUCAUCAUCCGGCCAAGGGUGCGCUGUUCAAGCUUCAGUCGCGAAACUCUCACUCACACCCGAAUCUGACGAGUCUGUGCGGCCAACAGUCGCAACAGAAUCGUAGGCAGGAAGUGGAGGAUCGAAGGACACAGCAGUUUCACUCGCAGAUGAACGUUCAGGCGAGCGGGCGUCCGGUCGCCGGGCCGGUGUUGCAGCAUCAACGAAGGCACCAUCACUCGAGAACGUAUUCACAGCCGAUUUACACGAGGUUGCAGCACACGAGGAGCAGUGGAAAUCUGCCAUCGACGAUCGUCGGUGAAAGUAAUCCAGGAGGGAACGUUUACAGCGACCCAAUUUACGCGUUACCCGUUAAACCUUUCCUCAGCUCUCAAGACGUCAGGGUGAACGGACUGUCAGUCAAGACACCUGUCGGCCAUCGUAACGAGGAUGUGUACACGACCACGGCUAUUGCAAGGCGACCGUCCAUAGCCGGCUAUUCUCAUCCGGAUAUAGCGACGUCGUCGUCGACAGAGCGGACACGAGAGGAGAUUUACGGAAGAUCUACGGCGCGAGAGAAGCCAGCGCUGCAGAGGCAACACUCGAACCCUCAGCUUCCUUCCAGCAGGGAUCAGGAUGAUUUUGACCGGGUUCCGGAGCAAAGCGUAACAAGUACCGAUCACAGGUGUCCGGCCGGUAGAGGGAAAGAGGAACAGGGAGUGCAACAACAAAAUCCAGUGUCUUCCAUGAGAGUGAGAAGUGUUCAAGGACCACCAAAGCCGCCUCGAAUAAUCACCACGCUGAAGAAGCUGCCAUUCUCCGAUGUGGAAAGCAACAAAUCGGAACCACCGGCGAAACCGCCUAGAAAUCUGAUAAAGAAUGGACCCAGAGCACGACGUGGUAAAGCUGUUCAAAGAGCACCGUCUCGCUUAUACAGAACAAUAGGUGGACCUACAAGAUCAUUUAACAAAGCUCAAUGUGUCGGUCCUGAAUUUGUAGUACGUGCCAAUCAGCCACCAAAGACAUUAUGCGUUGGUCAAGUUAAGACUGGCAAUUCCGGACGUAUUGUCGUAAUAAUGCUGACAGGUCAACGAGUGGAAGUUACUUGUGAUCCUCAAAAAGUGACUGCUGGUGAUUUGUUUCAGGCUAUCAUGCAAGCUGAAAGUCUCGACGAAAACUUUACUCUUGGACUGGCGGUGUUAUUGGCUGGUGAUUUCGCGAUUUUACCUCCCGAUACUAAAUUGAACAAAGUCGCUCCCCCAGGAUGGUUGAGCAGUGGCAAGAGCAAAGGACUUCUGGGUCUUCCGACCAGUUUUAUGCUAUAUCUGAGGCUUAGGUUCUUUUUACCUUCUCUACGUGGUGUAAGGAGUUGGAUAUCGAAACAUUUAUUAUAUUUGCAAAUACGACGGUGUAUAUUGGAGCAACAGCUGGUCUGCCCGUAUUCCGAGUUAAUUAAUCUGACUGGACUCGCUCUUCAAGCUGAAUUUGGAAAUUACAACGUGAACGAACACGGUUGCGGCGAUUAUUUCCUGUUAGAGCACUACAUCCCGGAAUCGUUGAUCCUGAACGUAGAUCAGUAUCAAUCUCAGAUAAACAACGAAGGACCGGAAGCGCUUCGUGCCCGCCUCCAUCAAGCCCACCGCGACAGGCGCGGCCUGGAUUCGAACAAGGCCGAGGAGAUGUUCAUAACUCACGCGCAAACGCUUCCGGAUUACGGAUCGCAUUAUUACAUAGCGACAGUGGACUCGAAAGAGUUGGAGAAGGUGAUGGCGCAACAGAAGAGGAGGAAGGCGGCGGAUAAUCGCGACAAUUGCGAGGGAUUGAUCGAUUCCAGCGAGAAUAUCUACGGCCAAGAUACGGCCAGGUCUCAAGAGUAUCAGCUCCGUGGUCGAGUCGAGCUAUCUCGAUUAGGAUCCUGCGAGAAUAUCCCCAAAUUGUCGUACGACGAGAGGAAACCGACCGGGUUGAUCAAGAGCGCAACCACGAACGACAUCUAUGGAGCUCACAAGUCCAAGUAUCGCGUCGACUCUUGCAACAAUAAUCACAACAUCAAUAACGUGAACAAUAACAACAGUAAUCAUGGAGGGAAGAACGGGAAAGGUGGGAAGAAGAAGAGCGAGAGCAAUGUUUGGUUGGCCAUCCACGCUCACGGUUUGAAACUGUUCGAGAGAGGCGGUGAGCCUAGGGAGAGGGUCGAGUUGGCGCAGUUUCAAUGGAAAGACAUUCAGACGUUGAGUUACAGUAAAAGCUGCCUGGUCGUUUACAGCAAGGUGAACGGGAAACGGUGCAAGUUCAAGCUCAGAAUGGAUCAUAGAAAAAGUUACUUCGCUUUCAAGCUCACUUCUCUGCACCAUCAGUUCUUCUUAAGGCUGCGCUCCGAGCUCACGUCGUUACAGGGACUCGCGAAAGAAUUCGGUGUCCCCAUGACGGUGGAAGCAAAGUCCUCGCCGUCGAAAUCGAAGUCUUACGACAGUAAAACGAAGAUAGCUAUAGCGAACACGGUGAAGAACACGCAACCAAGGCCUAAUUAUUCGACGCAACUGGAAGAAUAUCAGAACAAGGAGAACGAGAAUCCCCAAAAGGACGCGGUGAUCUCAGUUCCAAAAGCGAAGGAUGUUAUCCGCGAGCCGGGUUUCUACUCCUCUGAGGAGGACGCGCUUUACGCCCAGGUGAACGUUCGAUUGGAGCCGGAAGGGGAGUCUCGCGACACGGAAGACGAAUCGGAGAGAAGUUUAACGAGUCCCAACGAGCCCCUCUCUAUCGACGGGAAGGGAUUGAAAAACGACGGGAAGAUCUACAAUUGUCCCGGGAUAGAACUGGAAACCGAGACCGAGUGCGGUUACUCGCUCCCUAAGAUCGUCUCGUCGGACGACGUGGAUCAGUUGGAGAAGCCGGACAACAAUCCCGAAGAGUUGUAUGCGGCGAUCAACAAAGUUGGAAUCUCGAGAAAAAGUGAAUUUCCUGUCCCGGACGAGGUGUGGGACGUGUCCGAUGUGAAGAAAUCGUUGCACAAGAUGAAGACCUCGAGUUUACCGAAUUACGGAACAUCGAGGCAAUCGGGUGGUUACCGAACACCGAGUUUACCACGUCGUUUAGGGGUGAAAAUGGGAACGCGGGCCAUCUACAGCAGCCUCGUGCAGAAGGACACCGCUCUUACCGACGACAUCGAGUCGCUAUCGUUAAAAUCAGACACCGAAUCCUCGAUUCAAUCAUUAUCGGCGCGAUCCGCGGAAUCUCCCCUACCGGAAGCAUACGUGCUCAACGCCGAUAUCCGCACGGACGACGAGACAUUCCGCGUUCCUGAGGACGAGUCGAUGUCCGCAUCCUUGGCGGCUCGCCUCGAGGAAUUGUCGUUCGCCGAGGAGCGAAUCCUGCAGACGAUCAAGCUGGAGAGAGGCCACGGUGGCAGCAUAGGGUUGCAAGUGACGGAGGGUAACGACGGUGGCGUCUACGUGCAAGCGGUCUCCGUUGGAGGAUCGGCCGAUAUGGCCGGAAACGUGAACAAAGGCGAUCGUAUCGUGGCGAUAAAUGGACAGAAUUUAUUACAUUUGCGGUACGAGGACGCUCUGAAGAUGCUGCAGAGCUCGUCCGAUACGAUCGAGCUGGUCCUCUCCCAGCCAACUUCCCGGAAAAACGCGACCUCCAGGCAGAAUCACGAGCAACCCGCGGAAAAUAAUUAUUUGAAUGACAUCAGAUUCGACGUGUCCUCGGAAGCGGAUACAUCGAGCAUGACAAACAAAUGGCUCGUUCAAAGGACCACCGACGUCGCAUCGGUGCAAAACACCUCGAGCGCGUAUAGCAGUGCCGCAUCGAGUGCAAUGGGUAAUCACAAUGCAAACAGCCUAUACAUGGCCGAUCUCGUCGAUAAUGGUGCGCUUAAGUCUGCCAGUAUGCUGCUCAGUAUAGAGGACUUUGACGUCAGCAGGACAAGUCGUCAAGUUUUUAUUUAAUCAAGUUGAUAAUCAAGCGCGGAGUCUGCCAACGGCGCGCCGCCGAUCCCACCGAGACGGAAGAAGCGCAAAGUGAGGCCCCCGAUCGCUAAAUCAUCGGACGCGUCACCGUCGUCGAGCGUUGGGAAGAAGGAGAGGAAACGGCUGGCGCCUCCGCCGCCCCCACGAGCCGUACGAAGCAUCGACUCUCCAAAAUCCAAGGAAGGGAAGGAGGGAACGUUAAAUAGCCUGAGUUCCAUCGAGACCUGUGAAACUUCCCAACCGUCGUCCAUACAGUUCGAGGAAACCGAUUCAUCGGGGAUAUCCAACCGUGUUCUUCUCGAGGAGGCGGCGAGGCAAGGACGCGACGAAGAGGAGGGGAGAAACGAGAGAGCCGGUUCAGGCACGGGUUGUUUGCCGCAACAACAACAGCAACAACAAGCACCGUUCGUGUUCGAGGCAUUCUCGAGGAAGGAGGCCAACAAGUAUCCGCCGUUGCUGUUCACUUUGCACGACUUUCAGAACGUGAUGGCCGACACGUUGCAGGGGGAUCUUGAUAGGAAAGAUUAUUCGCCGAGAAACUCGCUCGAGUUUUCCACGUCCCUGGACGAUCCUCGUCGCGACACAUUCCGCGAUUCCUUCCACGAAUUCUUCGAGAAAUCGUUGGACGACGAGGAGAGCGAGCUCUCGUUCCGCGUCACCACCACCAAUCUUCCGUUCGAGAAAUGUUUGGACAGGUGGGCGGCCACCCUCGAGGAUCAGAUAAUCGAAAAUAUGGACAAGCCGACCAGUUUCAUCUUCGAGGAUUACAUGGACAGAAGCAACAAGGUGAACAUCCGCCGAUCGUCCGCCCCGAUGUGCUACGACGCGAAGGACGAGGACGCUUCGAAGGUGGUGGGAAAGUUGACCAAGGUGAGAUUCGUGAUCGAGUCGCCUAGCUGCCCGGAGCGGGGGUUGGAGAACGAGUUGGCGAGUAUCGAUUCCUCGGCGAGCGAGGAGGCGGAUGGCUGGAAUCGCGCUUCUUCCGUCCAAUUGACCGAGAUCGCGGACGAUGCGAACUGGACGGACGCGAGCCGGGUUCUCGAGCGAGGCGUCCAGGAGGACGAGUUCGGCGACGUGCCGUUUAGCUCCGUUCUGAGGAACAAUUCGGGCGAAUGGUCCCUCGAGGGCCAGGAUAAGAUUGGAUCGUUGGCGGACGAGGAGGAUCGUUUUGAUUCGGCGGGAUUCGAAUCGAGGAAUAAGAUUUUCUCCUGGCCUUCCGAGGAAAAGUUGAAGAUCACGGAGGUUGGGGAAGUAGAGGAAUUCGGAGGUGGAUGUUUGACGGACGAGAAGCACGGCUUUAACUCGGCGGGAUUCGAUCCGGGGAAUCGGGUUUUCUCGUGGCCCGAGGAGAAGUUGAAAAUCACGGAGGUUGAGGACGAGUUUGGAGACGGGUUUUUGGAGGGGAGGGAUGGUUUUAACGCGACGAAAUUCGAUUCGAGGAAUCGGGUUUGCUCGUGGCCCGAGGAAAAAUUGAAAAUCACGAAGCUCGGGGAAGAGGAGGGGGGGUUGGAUUUGGGGGUGAGAACGGAGCGCUGUUCCGAGGGCGAAGGUUCGAACGGGCCGGGUGAGAACGCUGAUUUGGCGGAUACCGCUUCAAACAACAAUGUGGAAGACAAUAAAGAAUAUUUAAUAAACGAGCAUAACUCGACGAAUAUUACACGAAUUAUUUCGAAAACUGCCGCUACUGGAACGGAAGUUAAUACCGAUUCGAAGAGCGAAUUAAUCAGAAACGAAAUAAACGGAAAUUUUCUCGAAGAGGGAUCGGCAGUUGACGAGAAAGAGGAUUCGUUUGCUGCUAAUGAAGAUAAAUCAUUGACAAUAAAUAAGACGAAAGUCUUGGAUCGAGCGACGAACGAGGUAGGGAAUAACGUUUUAAAGAAUAAUUUAUUACCGAAUAUAAGGAAGAGCGAGGCCAGCGAAGAGGCGUCGUCGUCGAUCGAGGAAGAUACGAAUGUUGACGGGUGCGUAAAAAUUAUCGACCCACCCGAUCGAUCAACGGGGGAAUACAAGAGAAAGAUUUUCGUGAACGAGUCUCUUCGAAGCAUGAUCAAUCAUUACUAUUUCACGUCGAACGACUUGGAGGAGGAAAGCGAGGAUUCCGACGAGGAGUCGAACGCUUGCGACAUCCCUUCGAACGACGGAAAUUCUCGGAAGGAAAGAGAGGCGACCGACAAGGAUGACCCAAUUAACGAAUUAUCUUCGGGGAAGAAAAGUGUCGGUGUUCCGGUCGAUAUUAGGCGAAACUUCUUCCUGGAGAAUAUGUUAUCCGAGGAUGCGGAUGAAUCGUGGACGAAUUGCAGGAUCGUCGCCGCGCGGCCAAAAUCACCCGCGAAGAAAAAGAGGGAGAACGUGGCGGAUCGGUUGAACGAGUCGAUAAAAAUGGAUUUGGAGAUCCAGAAAAUUUUGCAAGAGUCGAAGGAGGUGGGCGAAACAGGCUUAUCGACGACAACGGCACAACAAUCGACUAGGAAGGUGGUCGAAACGGGGAAGAAGAACCCCAGUGACGUCAAGUGCGACGUAUUGAACGAGUUGCUCUCCAAUUUUAACAGCAUAAGAUUGAAACCGGUGAGUCGCGUGGAGAAGAAGAGAGGCGCGGAUGAAAGUCGAUCGCUGGUGGAACGGACGAACGACGAGGAUAUAAAUUCGAAAUCGAGAAGUUCGGCGAAGCAGUGGCGUCACGCGGCCUGUCUGACCACGAGGAAAAUUCUCAACAACUGGAAGUGCGAUGGCGAGGCAGGGAAGAAACAAUCCGAGCAACCUGAAGACGAUGCCAACUUUCCAGCCGAAUCAUCGGAUAAGACAGAUCCUUGUUCCCGUCUCUCGCAGGAACGACAUCAACCCUGCCCGACCAAAACGAUUCUAAAGAACGAAGUGUCCCGAAAUGACGCGAGCUCGUCCGUAGAGACUGGCUUGGAACCGAUCAAAGCUGCAGAAAUUAGCAAAGUUUCGGAUGUUGGCGGCGAAGAAACGUGGGCAACGAGGGACGAAGAAAAAUUGGUUAGGAGGACGAG
Molecule: messenger RNA, 8372 nt
Organism: Apis cerana (Asiatic honeybee)
Lineage: Eukaryota; Metazoa; Arthropoda; Insecta; Hymenoptera; Apidae
Cellular component (GO): cytoskeleton
Molecular function (GO): protein binding
Source: RefSeq, a predicted model, not a curated record